Molecule: messenger RNA, 2695 nt
Organism: Antechinus flavipes (yellow-footed antechinus)
Lineage: Eukaryota; Metazoa; Chordata; Mammalia; Dasyuromorphia; Dasyuridae
Product: cytochrome P450 2J4-like
Exons: 9
Coding region: 98-1606 (502 amino acids)
Biological process (GO): xenobiotic metabolic process
Cellular component (GO): cytoplasm; intracellular membrane-bounded organelle
Molecular function (GO): iron ion binding; heme binding; oxidoreductase activity, acting on paired donors, with incorporation or reduction of molecular oxygen, reduced flavin or flavoprotein as one donor, and incorporation of one atom of oxygen
Source: RefSeq, a predicted model, not a curated record
UUGAGUUGGGAACACUACUUUCAGUGGGCCCAUAGCAGGAAGAGAAAGAGGGAGGAGGAGUUGGGCUUGUCUGGCCUUCUUGCCAGAACUGGGAAAGAUGCAGCUCUCUCAGGGAAACAUGAUCUCUUCUCUUUGGGAAGGAGCCUCCAUACAGAACCUCCUUCUCCUCUCUGCCAUUGUCUUGAUCCUGGCACAUUAUCUGCAGAGAAGGAAUAAACAUCUAAACUACCCCCCUGGCCCUCCAGGGCUGCCCAUAUUGGGCAACUUCCUCCAGAUGGACCUCAAAAACCCCCAAAUCACCAUCCAAAAGUUUGUCAGGAAAUAUGGAAAUAUAUUUUACACUCAUAUGGGUAGUCAAAGCUUUAUAACAGUAACUGGAUUGCCACUGAUCAAGGAGGUCUUGGUCAACCAAGGGGAAGCGUUUAUUGAUCGACCCGAAUUUCCUAUCCCUCUUCAUAUUUUAACAUCAUCUGGCUUAAUCAUGUCUAAUGGCCAAGUAUGGAAACAGCAAAGAAGAUUUGCCUUAAUGACUCUAAGGAACUUUGGUUUGGGAAAGAAGACCCUGGAAGAUCGGAUAAAGGUGGAGGCCAAGUAUCUCGCUGAGGCUAUCGGGGAAGAAAAAGGACAGCCCUUUGACCCCCACUUUGCGAUCAACAAUGCUGUUUCCAAUAUCAUCUGUUCUGUAACUUUUGGAUAUCGUUUUGAGUACCAUGAUGCACAGUUUCGGGAGCUGCUGAAGACUAUGGAUAAUAUCAUGAAGCUUCUGGCUAGAUGGGAAUGUCAGCUCUUCAAUAUAAUUCCUUCAAUAAUGAAAUUCCUACCAGGACCUCACCAGAAGCUCUUCAGAGAAAACACAAAGCUAAAGUCUUUCAUAGAAGAUGUCAUCAAACAACACAAGGAAAACCUGAAUGAAGAGGAGCCUCAGGACUUCAUUGAAGCUUACUUGAAGGAGCUGUCCAAGGAUAACAUCCAUUAUAGUUUUAAUGAAAUAAAUUUAGUCUACUGCACCCUGGACCUCUUCUUUGCUGGAACAGAGACAACUUCGACCACCCUAAGGUGGGCACUGCUGUACAUGGCCCUUUAUCCAGAGAUCCAAGGCAAAAUACAAGCUGAGAUUGACAGGGUAAUUGGCCAAUCUCGACAGCCCACCAUGGCUGAUAGGGAGAAUAUGCCCUACACUAAUGCAGCUAUUCAUGAAGUUCAGAGAAUGGGUGAUAUUAUUCCUUUAAAUGUACCUAGGAUGGCUGCAGUUGAUACCACAGUGGCAGGAUAUCAUGUGUCCAAGGGGGCCAUGAUGAUGACCAACUUGACUGCCUUGCACAGGGACCCCAAGGAGUGGGCUACCCCAGAAACCUUCAAUCCGGAACAUUUUCUGGAAAAUGGACAAUUUAAGAAAAGAGAGUCCUUUCUGCCUUUCUCAGUGGGAAAGAGGGCCUGUCUGGGAGAACAGCUGGCUCGGGCUGAGCUCUUCCUCUUCUUCACCAGCUUGCUCCAGAAGUUCACGUUCCAGCCUCCUCCCAACACCCAGCUGAGCCUGGACUUCCUAUCUGGCUUAACCGUCUCUCCUGUCCCCUACAAAAUCUGUGCCAUUCCUCGAGAGAUGUAGGGCGGGGCAGGCCUGAGGGGUGCACAGGAAAGAAUUUGGAACAAUCCUCAUUCUUCCUCCCCUUUGGAGUUUGGGUGGGGAAAGGAAGAGAAGUCGAGGAGAGAAAAAGAGGAGAAAGAGACCAAGGGAGAUUAUCUGUGACCCCGUGUGAACAUUCCCACUCAGAAAAGGGAGAGACAUGAACACCAGCAAAGGAAAGCAGAGUUCUUACUGGAUUUGAAGUUUACGGACUUGGGUUCACAUCUCUGCCCUGUCACCUACUAGGUGGGUGAUUUUCAAAUAUAAUAUGAGGAGGAGGAAGAUCUCCAAGUUCUAAAUCUACAACCCAGUGAUGUUCUGAACAGAGAACCAAAGCUUUUCUUCCCCUGCCUCAACAGUGGGGCCUGGUAGAAUUUUGGUUUGCUUGAUUAUUCCUCUCUCUCCUGUGCUUAUAACUCAUACUGUGAUUGUGAUUUUAGGGAAGGUUUUAAAGAGUUUAAAUGAGUUAUAGGAAGUGUCCUCAGAUUAAUGAUUAUGGUCCUAAAAAUUCCUUAUAGACCAUGCACUACUCAUGGACAAAUUUUUCUUUCUGUCUUUGGAUCUACAGCAUCCAGUCCAGUAAAUAUUGUUUCAUAUCUAAACCACUCACUCUUCAUUGAUUUUCACAGUGGGAAAUAUUAAUCCAUGAAUUGAUGAUCUGGCUUCCUCAUUCCUAUUUUUAAAAAAAGCCUUCUUAUAGAUGAUUAAUCAUAAACACUCGACAAUUAAUUAUAGUCACAGAGGAUUAUGAAUGCUCACACCUUAAGCACUGCUAUUCUCUUGAUGUUCUAUAUCUCUAUAAAGGUUCCCUGUUCUUUGCAAGAAUGCUUACACAAGGAAAAUUUCUAUGCUGGCAAAGAAAAUUUGUGUUACACUACAAUGUGAACCAAUGUGAUCCAUAUUUCUCAUUUAUUAUUUAUAUUUCUUUUUUUUGUUGUUCUUCCAUUAUACCCCUAAAAAUGUUCUGUGAAUUCACAAUGAGUCUUUGUACCAAAUGAGUUGUUCUCACAUCAAAUUUUUUUUUGGGGGGGUCAAAUUGUUAGCCUUUCUAAUAAACUAAUUAGACUAGAA